Molecule: messenger RNA, 1004 nt
Organism: Hippocampus zosterae (dwarf seahorse)
Lineage: Eukaryota; Metazoa; Chordata; Actinopteri; Syngnathiformes; Syngnathidae
Gene: stpg4
Product: sperm-tail PG-rich repeat containing 4
Exons: 5
Coding region: 1-927 (308 amino acids)
Biological process (GO): epigenetic programing of male pronucleus
Cellular component (GO): female pronucleus; germinal vesicle; male pronucleus
Molecular function (GO): chromatin binding; histone binding
Source: RefSeq, a predicted model, not a curated record
AUGUGCGACCUCGACAUCCUUGAAGUGAUCGAGGGAAGCGUGGUGACAGUCACCGCCCUGGACACGUCAUGUAAACUGAAUGCCACGGUGUUCUUUCAUGAUGGGGACUGGUACUACGAUGAAAAAGCCGAAUGCGACCCUAAUCAUCAGGGAUCAAACUGGACAAUAGUGGCGGAUGAAGACUUCAUCAUCGGAGACAGCGAACCUAUUGGGCACAAUGACCAUACUCCAAUGCCAGGCCUGUAUCGCAUCCGGGACUUGAUCGAGGAAUCUAACGUGAACCCUAUUAGGAAGAACCGUGGCAUUAAAGGCACUGACCGUGAACAUCAGCCGAUGGGAUUGAAAACAGAGGAAGUGCAGAUGCGCCAGGCAAUGGCAUCCUCCUCUUUCAAAACACGUCCACGGCCUGAUGUUGUCACUCAGGGGAUUAGGGACAAGCGAAACCAGUGGAGAAGAUGCCCCGCAAGUAAGCAUUUGACACACAAAUCACAAUGGUGCGAGCUUCAAUCGGUUUCUUCUCCUAACUUCUCCUUCCUUCUCUCUUUUCCUUCUCCAAGCACAAAGAUAGAGGAGAAAUCGCCAUUCUGUUCUUUCGUUUUCUCUGUACUUUCUGUUCAUCCUUGUUCUUUUUUUUUCUUUUAUGACAGUCCCAUCAUUCAUUUUCUUCUCCGCAGGCAUGCUAUAUUUCGGUCAAGCGUCCAAAGAAUCCCCUUUCCACCCAAGGAAGGCCCUGCUCCGGGUGCGUACACUCUUUCAAGCAAACCUGCAGAUGGUAUCACUUCCUGUUUCAAAUCCAAGUUGCCACGGCUCCACACUGUACACUCGGUGACACCAGGGCCAGGCGCGUACGAACCCCACUGGAAGUGGGUUGACAACUUGACGACGGUGGACCCAUCAUUCAGCCUCCUCUUCCGUAACACUCCUUAGUCCGACAAUUUAAGAAUAGCCCCCAUGCCAGUGAUGUUGUCUUCAUCCAGUAAUAAAUGUGAAUUGAAUUUACCAAA